AUGACGAGUAGUGGAAAAAAGAAAUCUGUGUUGGCGGCGAUUAAAAUUGGAAGACAUCCAACUUCCCAUCGCCGCGCUUCUCUGUUUUCAUCAAUCUCCCCGAAGGCUGGCAUGACCAUGUACGACAAAAUUGUCCGCGAUCACACGAUUGCCACGGAAGAUAACGGGACAAAGUUAGUGUUCAUCGACAGACACAUGGUGCACGAAGUCACGUCGCCGCAAGCGUUCGAGGCUUUGCGUUUAGCCGGGAGAAACGUGAGAAGACCGGACAACACGUUGGCGACGGUGGAUCACAACGUCCCGACUUCGGACCGAUCGAAGUUUGAAAGCGUGGAAACGUUCAUCACGGAGAUGGAAUCGAGAGUGCAAGUGGUGCAGAUGGAGGAGAACGUGAAGGACUUUGGCAUCACGUAUUUCGGGAUGGAAGACAAGAGACAAGGAAUCGUGCACAUCAUCGGGCCGGAACAAGGCUUUACGUUGCCGGGGACCACAGUCGUGUGCGGGGAUUCCCACACGGCCACGCACGGUGCGUUUGGUGCGUUAGCGUUUGGUAUCGGGACGAGUGAAGUCGAACACGUGUUGGCCACGCAAACGUUGUUGCAAAAGCCGAGCAUGAAUAUGAACGUGAGAAUCGACGGCAAGUUGAUGGAUGGCGUCACCUCCAAAGAUUUGAUCUUGCACGUGAUUGGAAAGAUUGGUACCGCCGGGGGUAACGGGUCUGUCAUCGAGUUUUCUGGCGAAGCCAUUCGUGAGUUGUCCAUGGAAGCGAGAAUGAGUAUUUGCAACAUGGCGAUUGAAGCUGGCGCGAGAGCCGGAAUGAUCGCGCCGGAUGAGAUCACCUACGAAUACUUGAAAGGCAGACCGAUGGCGCCGAGUGGUGAGACUUGGGAGAAGGCGGUGGCGUACUGGAAAACGUUAGGUACCGAUGCGGAUGCCAAGUUUGAUAAGGUUGUGGUUAUUGACGCGAAGGAUAUUGAACCGACCGUCACGUGGGGAACGUCGCCGCAAGAUACCGUCGGCAUUUCCGGCGUCGUGCCAAACCCGGACGAUUUUGACGAAUCCAGGGCGAACGCGAUGCGAAGAUCGUUGGAAUACAUGGGUUUGACUCCAGGGACAAAAAUGAAGGACGUUGCGGUUGACAAGGUGUUCGUCGGAUCGUGCACGAACGGGAGAAUUGAAGACCUCAGAGCCGUGGCCGCCGUGGCCAAAGGCAAGAAAGUUGCCAGUUCCGUGUACGCCAUGGUGGUCCCGGGUUCGGGUAUCGUCAAAGACCAAGCCGAAGCAGAGGGUUUGCACACCGUCCUGAUUGAAGCCGGUUUUGAUUGGAGAGAACCGGGGUGCUCCAUGUGCCUCGCCAUGAACCCGGAUAAGUUGUUGCCGGGUGAACGAUGCGCUUCGACUUCAAACAGAAACUUUGAAGGUCGUCAAGGGAACGGCGGCCGAACGCACUUGGUGUCGCCAGCCAUGGCUGCUGCCGCGGCCAUUACUGGUAAGUUGUGCGAUGUCAGAGAAAUCGGUUCUGGUGCCGGUUUGACUGGCGACGACGUCCCGAAGAAAGUCGACAAGGACUUUUUGACAAACCAAUCCAUCGUGCCGCCGCGACCGAGAGUGGACCAAGCGAAAUCUGGCAGCGGUAGUAGUGGUAUGCCGACGUUUACGACGCUCAAAGGUAAAGCCGCUGCGAUGGACUUGCAAAACAUCGACACGGACAUGAUUAUCCCGAAGCAGUUUUUGAAAACCAUCAAACGAACCGGAUUGGGCGUUGGCGCGUUUUACGAAAUGCGAUUUAACGCCGACGGCUCGGAAAAACCGGACUUCGUCUUGAACAAACCAGAAUGGAAAGGAACCUCGAUCUUAGUUGCCGGCGAUAACUUUGGUUGCGGCAGUUCCCGAGAGCACGCGCCGUGGGCCAUCAACGAUUUGGGAAUCAGGUGCAUUAUCUCCACCUCCUUCGCGGACAUCUUUUUCAACAACUGCUUCAAGAACUCCAUGUUGCCGAUUGUUUUGGACGAACCGACGGUGAGAACGUUGAUGCAAGACGCCAACGAGAUGAAAGAGCUAGAAGUCGAUCUCGCGGCGCAAACCAUCACGAGAGCGGAUGGUUCUAAGAUUUCCUUUCAAGUUGACGAGUUCCGCAAGCACUGCUUGUUGAAUGGCUUGGACGACGUUGGAUUGACGAUGUUGAAGAACGACCAAAUCGACAAGUUUGAAAUCGAACGAUCGCAGAAGUACCCGUGGCUGGACGGUGCGAGGGAAAUGGCUGCGCGUUAA
Molecule: messenger RNA, 2271 nt
Organism: Bathycoccus prasinos
Lineage: Eukaryota; Viridiplantae; Chlorophyta; Mamiellophyceae; Mamiellales; Bathycoccaceae
Product: isopropylmalate isomerase large subunit
Exons: 1
Coding region: 1-2271 (756 amino acids)
Biological process (GO): L-leucine biosynthetic process
Cellular component (GO): 3-isopropylmalate dehydratase complex
Molecular function (GO): 4 iron, 4 sulfur cluster binding; 3-isopropylmalate dehydratase activity
Source: RefSeq, a predicted model, not a curated record